Molecule: messenger RNA, 578 nt
Organism: Xylaria bambusicola
Lineage: Eukaryota; Fungi; Ascomycota; Sordariomycetes; Xylariales; Xylariaceae
Product: U1 zinc finger-domain-containing protein
Exons: 2
Coding region: 120-515 (131 amino acids)
Biological process (GO): spliceosomal snRNP assembly; mRNA 5'-splice site recognition; mRNA splicing, via spliceosome
Cellular component (GO): nucleus; U1 snRNP
Molecular function (GO): pre-mRNA 5'-splice site binding; zinc ion binding
Source: RefSeq, a predicted model, not a curated record
GGCGGAUUCUCUUUCUACCUACUUCAAGAUACCUACCUAGGCAGUAACAUCUCAACCCAGCCUGUUCGGCCCAGGACCUCAACUCUUCUACAAGACAAUUUUCUGCGCCACCAGUCAAGAUGCCGAAAUUCUUCUGCGAUUACUGCGACGUGUACCUCACGCACGAUUCCAUGAGCGUGCGCAAGGCGCACAACAGCGGCCGGAACCAUCUGCGCAAUGUCGUCGACUACUAUCAACAGAUAGGCCACGAGAAGGCCCAGUCCGUCAUCGACAGCAUCACCUCGUCGUACGCCGCCGAAGGCCAGGCCCACGCAAACCCAAUGCUCCCGCAGAACCAGCCCGGCGCCCAUGGUCCCGGCGGCCCUCCGCCAGGCGCGUUCCCCCCACCUUUCAACUUUCCUGGCGGCAUGCCUCCUCCUUUCCCUGGAAUGCCCGGCGCGCCUCCGAUGCUACCUCCCGGCGGUGCUUUCCCCGCCGGUAUGCCUCGUAAGUCUACCGCACUCUCCAUGUGCUGAUUUUGCGCGCAAAUGACCCUACGUGCUAUAUCAGAGGAAUCUCGUUAUAUCCUAACAGUCUGU